GUGCCAUCCAAGUCGCCGCUCCGAGCACUUAAGACGCCAGAAGACUAAUUUCUAUAUCAACCAUGUCUGAGUUUAAAAUGACCAUUUGUUGCAUGGGCGCUGGCUACGUGGGUGGUCCCACCAUGGCCGUGAUCGCUGCCAACUGCCCAGACAUCAAAGUGGUCGUCGUGGACGUGAGCGCACAGCAGAUCGCCAAAUGGAACACGCCGGACGACAUCCCCAUCUACGAACCCGGACUUAAAGAGCUUGUGGACGCACGUCGCAACAAGAACCUCUUCUUCUCCACAGACUUGGACAAGUACAUUAACGAAGCCGACAUCAUCUUCGUGUGUGUCAACACACCCACGAAGACCAGCGGUAUUGGCGCUGGCAGCGCUGCCGACACGAAGAACUGCGAAGCUUGUGCACGGAAGAUCGCAGACGUGGCUACGGAGGGCAAAAUCGUCGUCGAGAAGUCCACCGUGCCCGUGCGUACGUCCGAGAGCAUCAAGGCCGUGUUGCGCGCGAACUCGAAGGGUCUUAAUUUCGAGGUGCUCUCUAACCCCGAGUUCUUAGCCGAAGGGACGGCUAUUGACGACCUGCAAAAGCCAAGUCGUAUUCUGAUUGGUGGAGCCGAGACUCCCGAAGGUCACCAAGCCGUCGAGAAGCUCGUGAGCGUGUACGCGCACUGGGUCGCGCGCGAACGCAUCAUCACCACGAACGUCUGGUCCUCUGAGCUCUCGAAGCUCGUGGCCAACGCCUUCCUGGCUCAGCGUAUCUCGAGUAUCAACUCGAUCUCGGCCGUCUGUGAAGCUACCGGCGCGAAUGUGCACGAAGUGGCUCGUGCGGUUGGUGCGGACGACCGUAUUGGCGCCAAGUUCUUGAACUGCUCGGUCGGCUUUGGAGGCUCGUGCUUCCAGAAAGAUAUCUUGAAUCUAGUAUACCUGGCAGAGAGCUUCCACUUGCCGGAAGUGGCCGAAUACUGGCGCCACGUGGUCACCAUGAACGAGUAUCAGAAGACUCGCUUCGCUACGACCAUGAUCCGUCGUAUGUUUAACACGGUGACGAACAAGAAGAUCUGUAUUUUCGGGUUUGCCUUUAAGAAAGACACUGGCGAUGUGCGUGAGACGCCUGCCGCUACGAUCGUCAAGUAUCUGCUGGAGGAGAAGGCCAAUGUGGCUGUGUACGACCCUCAAGUCAAGCUGGAAGACAUGAUGCAUGAGCUCGAAUACCAGGGCGUCAACAGCACCAGCCAUCCGCAGAUGGACAAGCUGCUUAAGGUGUACAAUGAUCCGUACGAGGCCGCUAAGGACUCGCACGCUAUCGCUGCGCUGACUGAGUGGGACGAGUUCAAGACACUGGACUACGCCAAGAUCUACGAGAACAUGACCAAGCCUGCCUUCUUCUUUGAUGGCCGCAACAUCCUCCCGCAUGAGAAGAUUGCCGAACUGGGAGCCAAGGUGUACGUCAUUGGCCGUGCCGACGUCAUCUCGGGUGAACUGCCCUUUUAG
Phytophthora infestans T30-4 is the source of this 1490-nucleotide messenger RNA. Its product is annotated as UDP-glucose 6-dehydrogenase. The transcript has a single exon. Gene Ontology annotation, biological process: glycosaminoglycan biosynthetic process. Bases 63 to 1490 code for a protein of 475 amino acids. Gene Ontology annotation, cellular component: nucleus; cytosol. Lineage: Eukaryota; Oomycota; Peronosporomycetes; Peronosporales; Peronosporaceae. The record is from RefSeq and is a predicted model, not a curated record. Gene Ontology annotation, molecular function: NAD binding; UDP-glucose 6-dehydrogenase activity.